Arachis stenosperma is the source of this 624-nucleotide messenger RNA. RefSeq names its product uric acid degradation bifunctional protein TTL-like. The record is from RefSeq and is a predicted model, not a curated record. NCBI's taxonomy places the organism in Eukaryota, Viridiplantae, Streptophyta, Magnoliopsida, Fabales, Fabaceae. The coding region runs from base 1 to 624 and encodes 207 amino acids. The transcript is spliced from 5 exons.
AUGAACAUUGUUACUCUAUGGAAAUUGGAAGAGAAUGACCUCUUUGUCUGCGCCAGCAGCUUCUUUUUCAUCCACUCGAUACAAGAGGCUUCUCCAUUCUCUUCCCUUGAUCAUGCAACUGCAUUCGCUCGAGAUUUAUGGUUCAACAAGUCGCCUAUAAGAUCAUGGCUGGAUGCAUUCUCCGCACACAGGCACAUCGGUGAAGCUAUUAGUCGAGCGCCUAACGAACUUAUUUCGGAGCUGAAUCAAUUCGGAGCAAAGUACCGGAAGAAAUUUGGCUUCGAAUUCCUCACAACUACAAAUAGGGGACAUUCAUAUAAAAUACUCGAGGAGGUGAAGGCCCGAUGCGAUAAUAAUCUCAUAGUUGAACUCGAUAUUGCAUCCCGGGAGGAAUUCAUUUUGAUAGAAAGAGGACUUACUAAGCUAUGGGAACGACUAUCUCAAGAGAAGAUUCAAGAGGACACAGAUGAGACAGGGGAGGUAGUUCAAGACUCGAUGGAAGCAGAAGUCGGGCACAGCAACAGUUCCGACGAGGUUGUGUCGACCGGACCCACGGCUGCCAUGAUAAAUUACGACCUCAAUAAGACGCCAGAGGAGAAUGAGAGCAUUGGAGUUCAUGUGUAG